This is a messenger RNA of Python bivittatus (Burmese python), 1305 nucleotides long. It is a transcript of the gene NUDT15, whose product is annotated as nudix hydrolase 15. Gene Ontology annotation, biological process: dGTP catabolic process. Gene Ontology annotation, cellular component: cytosol. Gene Ontology annotation, molecular function: 8-oxo-7,8-dihydrodeoxyguanosine triphosphate pyrophosphatase activity. NCBI's taxonomy places the organism in Eukaryota, Metazoa, Chordata, Lepidosauria, Squamata, Pythonidae. The record is from RefSeq and is a predicted model, not a curated record.
GCGACCGGCUGGCCGAGGGAGGCGGGGUGAAGCCGAGCGCUGCCUUGCGGGACCCGGCAUGGAAAAGCGGCUACGUCCGGGGGUCGGAGUCGGGGUGGUGAUCACGAGCCUUCAGCAUGCCGGUUGCGUCCUAUUAGGCAAGCGGAGAAGUGUCGUCGGGAGGGGCUCCUUCCAGCUUCCCGGAGGGCACUUGGAGUUUGGUGAAAGCUUGGUAGAAUGUGCAAAGAGGGAAACCUUAGAAGAAGCCGCUUUGCAUCUAACGAAUGUGCAGUUUGCUUCAAUUGUAAAUGCUGCUAGUUUAAAGGACAAUUACCAUUAUGUCACCAUCUUAAUGAAAGGAGAGGUUGAUAUGAACCAUGAAUCUGAACCAAAGAAUCUGGAACCUGACAAAAAUGAAAGUUGGGAAUGGGUAAAAUGGGAUGAGUUUCCAUCAGCUGAUAAACUCUUCUGGCCUCUACGCUGCUUAAGAGAACAAAAUUAUAAUCCUUUCAAAGAAGAAUUAAAUCACCUCAUGGGGUACACUGGAAACCUAUGAAACAGUUAAAUUUUCUGGAUUUAAAACAUACAGCAUGCCAGUAGGUCCCUGUGAAAAGAGACCUUUGCUAUCAGUACCAGUUGUACACUUGCUCUACAUGUCUGGAACGAACUUCUGUCGCUACUGCAUGACUGGCACUAAUCAUAUUCCCUCCAAAAGCUGUAUUUUGACAUUUAGCCUCACAGAUUAUUUUUCUUUCUCUAUCAUAACAAAUAAGAUUUUAAUACAAAGAUGUACACUAGUAAGCACCUGUUAAUGCAUGCUUAAUGGUAGUUUAAGGUAAUGUGCUACUAGUCAAAGCAGCUGCAAUAAUGCAUCAUAUACUGUAUAUUUUAUGUUACUUGUUGAGCAGCCUUUGCUCUGUAGAAAAAAUAAUUGUAUAGCAAAAUAAUUGUGGUUGCCCCCAUAAUUGAUAUUAUCCAGUCUAAUCACAAAGAUCCAUGUUUUAAAGUGACUUCCCAUUCUAAACUGCUUUGCUGUCUUCUGACUUGGGAGAAGUACCAUUGGCAAGAAGAGAAAUUACUAUCAGCUUGGGAAGUUCUCUUUUUUCAUCAUGAAGAAUCUCUCAAAACUUUCUUUCCAGCAUGGGAAAAACCACAUGUUUUAUGCAACUAUAUAGCCCACACUGUGUUCAGUUUUCUACUAUGGUUACUUUUGCACGGUAUGUUGAACCAAAACUUACUCAGCCACAUGUUAGCUUAGUGUUUUGUGUGAACCAUACCUCUGUGGUUCAGUUAACUGAAUAAACCAUAUUGAACUAUGAAAAUCCA